Messenger RNA from Podarcis lilfordi (Lilford's wall lizard), 240 nucleotides. Lineage: Eukaryota; Metazoa; Chordata; Lepidosauria; Squamata; Lacertidae. The record is from the annotation of a GenBank genome assembly.
AUGCCGCCAAAGGACGAUAAGAAGAAGAAGGACACCGGCAAGUCAGCCAAGAAGGACAAGGACCCCAUCAACAAGUCCGGUGGAAAAGCCAAGAAGAAGAAGUGGUCCAAAGGGAAAGUGAGAGACAAGUUGAACAACCUUGUUUUGUUUGACAAAGCUACUUACGACAAGCUGUGCAAGGAGGUGCCAAACUACAAACUCAUCACACCUGCCGUGGUCUCUGAAAGGCUGCAGAUUUGA